AAGGAUGAAUGCGCGUUAGCUAACAGUGGAUGUCAGCACACGUGUACCAACACUGAUGGAAGCUAUAAGUGUUCCUGUUACAGUGGAUACCAGUUAAAACCUGAUGGCUUAACUUGCCAAGGUAAAAUUAUGAUAUUUCUAAGUCAUGAUCUUCAUACAAACUAGCCAGGGUAUCUUCUCGAUUGCCUCGACUUUUGCAGGUAUGAUUGUGAGAAUCAAAACGAUCGAUAUCCCGACAAUAAUUUUGAAAUCCCCCAACAUUAAUAAUCUAGCUUCCUGUCUAACAAGGGCUUUCGCGAUCGCCUCGAUAUUCCGCAUCGCCCACAAUCGCAUCAGUGUUCCAGGGGCGGAUCUAGGGGGAGGGUGCAGGGGGUGCGCACCCCCCCCUGAGAUGAUCUGCGGUUUUCUAAUACAACUGGUAUUCUGCAAAAAAAAAAACUAUGUGGUUUAUUGGUGUUGAAGUAGAGCAAGAGACAAGUGCACCCCCUCCUAAAAAAGAUUCUGGAUCCGCCCCUGUGUUCCCAUGGGAUCGUCUUAAUCGCCCGGGCACAUUUUAAAGACUACUUCCUUACAUUGUCUUCUCCUAUUUUUAGGCGCGUAAAAUUUACUUGCAUACGUACGUAAAAAUUACACCACAGUGCAAAUCCAGUCCUUGUGUUAAUGUUUGGCGUGAUUCUUGUUUUCUAAUUAUUCACGAUUGCAGCGUGAAGCAAAAGACCUUUCCCUAUUUUUGUAUAUUUGUGUUUCUGUGGUUUUGCUACCUACAUGUACCUGGCUUCCAACUUUUAUUCUAGUGCAAACCUAGGUCGAUUUGUAUUUGCAGUUUAGGUACACUUAUUACAGGUUAUUACAAAUCAGGUUCACCAAGACUUACAUCGUUAGCUUUUGGAAAACACUUAGCAGAUUAACACAGAACUUCUCUGAGGCCACUACAUUCUUUUAAUUUUUAGAUAUUGAUGAGUGCACGGAAGGUUCGGCCAUGUGUGAUACUUUAAGUACCACCUGCAGAAACCUUAUUCCAUCAUACGAUUGUAACUGCAAGGAAGGAUACAAGGUCAUACCAAACAACAAGUAUCGAUGCGGACGUUGAGAAACCAAAGGGAAAAACCCAGGGUUAUAAAAAUAAGGAAAAAGACAAUCAAAGGAAUAGGUUGAAUAAGUUUGAUGUAUAACAUUUCGUUCAAAAGAAUUAUGACAAGUAAAAAGAAAACCCUCUGGUGAAAAAAUGAGAAACUAAAAUUGUUUCUUUUGUGAAAAUAAAUAAUUAUAAGGUGGAUGUCUUGUUUAGUGAUAUAUAUAGUGAAAAUUUGAACCUUAAACAGACAUAUUAUCGUUUUUAAAAACGUUUUUUGAAUCACUAAUAUAGUUAAAAUUAGACUGAAAUAUUUACGAUGUUAAAAACUCAGUGAGUUACUGAUUCUGCAGAUUUCUCUUUGUAAAGUUAAGAAAUGAAUCAGUAGUUUCUCUAGCAACCUCAGUUUUUUUGCGGGGUGUUGGGAAAGGGAUCAUUAAAUACAUGGGUUCUCCUCCACUGAUAGAAUUAGUGGGUGAGGCCAAGGAGUAAAUAAUAAAGGUUGUGUAGGGAAUUGUUGUAAGCAAAAAGGAACGAAAAAUAUGUGAGGAUCAUGGUUAAGCAAAGUAGCUGAGGGACUGAUAAACUGCAAAGCAGUUAAGCCCACAGCAAAAAAGGCGUUAGGGGGUUAAGGUACAACAAUAGUGAGGGACCCACAAACUGCCAUGCAGCUAUGUCCACUACAGUAUUGCGUAAAUAAAAAUCAUAAGGGGAGUAAUAGGGGGUGUAGAGUUAGUAUAUUAAGAGUUUGAUGUAUGCACAAGUGUGAAAAUUGUGACAUAAUUUUAAAGAUGGGGCAAUAUUUUAGAAUAUGUUAUAUUCGAAAUAGAAGAUAAAAUAAAAGAUUAUAAUUAUAUAAAAGGAAAAUGUAAAGUUUCCAUUAACAUUUAAACUAGUGAAAGUUUUGUUCAAUAUCCUUCUUGCAUUCUUAUUAGCAUUUAGUUAUGGAAAGUCACUCCAGACGAGCAAUCUCGAUGGGGAAGACGCGUAGAUGCUAAUAAAGUAAUCAGAAGGGGUGGGUGGGUGGGGGCGACUCCAACUAAAGUUGGUCAAACUGACAACUGUAAAAAAUUAACACAUGCUUAUAUACUAAGCGCAAAGUCUAAUGAAUAUUAAUAAUUAAUAUAAUAUUAAUAAAACAAUUCUAAGGGAAUAAAAUAUAAAGUGUAAUAGAAAUGUAAUUUACAAAAAAUGAGUGAAAUAAAUGUACAAGAUAAGAAUUUGCACAGUGAAAUUACUGAUAUUAGGAAUAUAACUUGUAAUGUCAAAAUUCAGUUGAAAGAGUAUUUAAAUGGUUAGUUGUUAGUCGUUUUUUUUGUCCAUUAAGGUAGAGCCACUCUUCGUUAAGUUGUGUAAGUCAAGAUAAAACUAAAUAUAUGAUUUUUUUGUCCAUGUUGUUGAUUAGAAAGUCCAGUUGUCGCGCGCAUUUUUCGGCUUUUUUGUCUGAGGUCCAGUGUUGUGAGGUUAAGAUCCAGUGUGAAAUGAGGUUGGGUGAGCAGCCAUUGCCAACUAAAAAUAAAAAUAGUUUGAAGGUGAAUUUGUCGCUAAUAGGUUUCUUCCAGAAAAUUAACUUAAAAUCUUGUGGCCAAACAGAAAGUGGAUAAAAUGCGUCGCCGUGGAAUGAAUUAAAAAGCUGAAGCCUCUGUUGGAUGAUUGAUGUGGGGGAGAGGUUACGUAGGUGGUGUUGAUUAAGGUGAUUAGAAGUGAAGAGUGUUUGUCCAUUGUAGAAGGUAGUCUGUUAAGAUAACAAUAGAUGAGGAGGUGAAGUAGAGGGUGAGGAUAAGAGCAUUAAGAUGGUAAUUCGUAACUAUUAACUAUUACUUAGCAUUAAAAGUUUGAGAGAAAUUUUCCCAUUGUUAUUAGGGAAAAAGGAAAACGGAAGAAGAGCAGAUAGAGUGUGAAGGAGAAUGGGAAUACCUGGGCAUGGUAAAAAAGGAUGCAUCGACACCAAGGCUCCUGUAAUGUUGUGAAUCACCAGGGACAAAGCACAACUGAGCGAGGAUGUUUGUAGCCUGGCGCCGAGCCUUUGCCCGACAAUCUCUGUGUCAAGUCAAUGAGAAGAAAAAAGGAAAAAAGGGAGAGAGGAGAGGAAUGGCAAGGAAGCGGCCGUGCAGAGAAAAAUUUUAAUUUUAAUUUUUUAUUUUGGACAGAACAAUAUAGUCUCUUCAUAUGUAAAUAGAGUUUGAAAAUGAUUUACAUGAAUUUGGGAUCAUUCUCGGCAGCUGGGCACUGUAAUUAUCUUACACAAGCCUUACCCAUUUAUAGUCAACGCAGCCGAAAUCCUCGCGUAGUCAUUUAUGCUCAGUGCUUCUUCAGUUCAAUUCAAAUAAAAUUGCUGCCAAGAGCCUGACCCAGACUGGUCCCCUCAGGUUAUCUCGCUUGCUCGGUGGUGCCGACACUCGGGAGAACGGUAAACCGGGACAAUCUGCAGGCUCAUGUAACUGAAAAGGCUCUGAGGUGAAUUUCACGGUUUAGCGAGCCGUGAUGAAACAGGUUUGUCCCUCCGCGCCUCCGCUUCAUUCAAUGCUUCUUCUACCUUUUAGGCCGUUACGUAUUAGAAACGUUCUUGCGGUAAGCGAGUGUUAACUAGUGUUGUAUGAAAAACAUCAUAAGUUAAUAUAUAGAUUUAGCAAUGGCUAAAAGCGAAGCUCCCGUUAAUAAAUUCAUAACUUAAAUCAAACAGUAAACUUGUAAUCCACAGAUAGGGCACAUUCAUGUGACUUUUGAGGCAAAUUAAGGCUCAGUGAUUUUAGAGAAAAAUAAUUUGACAGUCCAAGAGUGAAACAAAUUUUACAUCGAGUUAAUGGUCUUACUUGUACACCCAAAAAUAGCAAUCAUGUUCGAUCACAGUAGAUUAGGCCUGGAAAACAAAUAGACCUAUUCGUGUAUUGUAUUUGCAUUAGCUGUUGCAUCAUAAUGUGGCAUUCUCCAGUCUCUCCAACAAUGCUCCGUUAGAGAGACUAUGGAUAAUUGGACAACCCCGAAAUAUAUUUUUAAGAAACACACGAGCCACGAUAGUCCUUGGUGGAAGCCAAUUGACACGUUGCAUUCCUCUGUGUAAAAGUGAGGCCAAAAUAAAAAAUCAGGCCGGAUUUUUUCUGUUCGACAAGUUUAGUUUACAAGUAAAUCUUGGCGACGAAUCUGGUGGCCUGUAAACCAGCCUAUUAAACAUACUUUUUCUCAACACGUCUCAGGUAAACAGUACUAUGAGGCCCUUUUUUUAUCAUACAGACCUCGGACAGAAUUUGUUCUUUCUUGCCCUAUUCUUUUUUUGCCCUAUAAUUCUGCGGUUUUUCACAAUUUUGCAAGACAAUUUGCACUCCACGACGUCAAAGCACGCGCUUCUUUUGCACAACAAAUUAUAGCAUGGAAUUAUAAAACGUUUUCAUGAAAAGAAUUUCAUUAUGCGGGACUUUUCCGUUAGAAAAAUCUGGUCUUGUGAUAUGCAGGGUAAUAAUUAUGGGCUUUUAGUGAAAACGAUAAAAAAAAUUCCCAAAAUCACCUUUUCGGCCAGCCGGACGGGUUCUCACUUUUGACAGGCAAAUUUGCAGUGCGAUUAAUAGAGUUACCAUUUGCGCUUCAACAUGAUAGACAAAUUGUUAUGUUUAGGUUUUAUUUCCCUUUAUUUAUUAAACUGUGUAUGGUUUUGUUAUCUGUAAUCUUUAAAAGCGAGUGAUAUUUACGCGCGGCGUUUUGAGUAUUCCUCCAUGCGAUGUUUAUGUUCGACUGGAGGGACUAUAUAAUUCGGUGAAAAAUGUACAGAGACAAUAAUUUUCAUUCACGAAGAGAAGUAUUGAGAGUAAAGUGUCUCUGAAAAUCAUGAGUCAGGUAAGCAUAAACUUGUUUACGUUUUAAGCCGGCUUCCCGGUGUUUGCUCUUUUUCAAGAUGAACUCGAGGCAAGAAAAUCGCUCAGAGCUUUCUGUUUAUAGCCAAAAUCAUAACUAAAUAAUCUUCGGAACCUUUUCUUUGAAUUUGCGGUCAAAAAAUGUCUAAAGGCUUCUUAAACCUGAUACUAUUGUAGGUUAGAUCAUUGCUCGUGUAUAAACUUAAGCGCAUAAACCAUACGCUCGACUUCAGGAAACCGAAAAAAAAAACACAUCAAAGACAAUAGUUGCUCAGGCUUACCAGUCGAGAUGCUGCUUCUGAAGGUCAUUAAGUGUUCCACAAUCGCUGGAGACUUUUCAACCCUCUUACGCCUCAAGCAAGGGCAAGUGAGUAAGCUCAUUCUUGAAAACGAUGCCAUCCGAAAUCGGAUUUCCAAUGACUUUGACAACCGGAGCAUUUGUCAACAUAAAGCGCAAUAAACAAAUCAGCCAUGAAUUACAGAACAAUCUUGAUAGCAGCUGCAUUUCAUUUUGUACACCAAGUACAAAAAGACGGUUUAAAACAUCAGAAGAUGACACAAAACUCUGUCAGCUCCAGCUAUCAGUAAGCAAGUUUCCAGACGCUGUAUAAAUUUUCCGCAUGAACUCACCUGUCAAAUUUUGACCAAUCAGAACAUAAAAGUUGGACGUAGAGCAUGAUCAACGCGUGACAGGGAGAAAAGUCAAAAGCGAUUGCCUGACCAGCAUGUAAAAGCGGGUUGAAUUUUCGCGUCCGAAGUGAGUUCGAAAUCAAAAUUUUAAAAAUGCGGCUCAUAAACACGACCUAUUUCAUAUGCAUUUAAAAAAAUUGAACUUGAGUCUGCGAUCAUUUGAAAAGUAGCAACUUGUCAGCGGAUACCUUCAAAAAAACACUCAAACUCAGUGGGUCGAUACCUGAGCCCGCGAUACGGUCAGGCGAUACUGGUCAGCACAAACACUAUUUUUUGGACAGCUGUCAAUUAAUCAAAACAUGGAUGUACAAUAUCAGGCUGCAGGCUCCCAAAUUAGCUAGAAAGUGUGAGAUUAAACAUUGGUAUGCCUGUGGUGCGGACGGACGAAAGGUCGGGUGGUCGAUGUACGAUCACGUGAUUGCCGAAUUUUUUGGGAUGGCUAUGGGGCGUCGAAUUGAGCCCGUGAUCAAAUAAAAUAUCAGUGCAAAACUUUAAACACUACGUGAACUCAAUGGAUAGAAAAACGAGCGCGCGAUACACUCAGGUGAUGAUGGUCAGCGUAUACUCUAGUUUGACAGCUGUCAAUUAACCUUAAUUAGGAUGGCGAAUAUUCGAAUUAACAGACUACGAGUGUGAGUAAGGCAUAUCCGUCCCGCUUGUAGUGGAAAAUUGCCAGAUCGUGUACCUCAGCGAACCUGAGCCCACGUUAUUAGUUUUCUAAUAGUGGUCUACACAUGUCCCAUUUUGACAGCUGUCAAUUGACCUUAAUUUGGCUUGCCAAUAUAACUUUAAACGACUGUCAGCCAACUGACAGCCUUGCCCGGCGUAGUUUCGUUUUUAUGUUGAAUUGGUAAGUGUGACAUAUUAUAUCAGCUUAUAUAUAGGGGCAAAACGACUGGUCUUUCAUCUGAGCCCGCCGCGAGAUGGUCAUGUGAUAAUUGUCAGCGGAUGUCUGAUUUUGACAGCUGUCAAUCUAAUCGUACUCAUACGGAUGGCUUACAUAACUGAAAGGCUAGUCAAGUUGUGCAAGAUCUAUAGUGACAUUUGACAUCGGCUUAAAUGAAGUGUGUGUACGGGUGGGCGGGCGGCCGUACGCUACGUCAUAACCAUAUUUUCUCGGAUGGAUAGUUUACCAAAUUUUGUUACCCAUGGUCCUUCGCUGCGCGCGCGCUUCGCGUGCGCGAGAGCUCCGCUAUAAGGGUAUAACCAUCAGGAUUGUCAGCUGCUAAACGCCUUUUCAAUUGUUAACAGGGAUCAGUUACCAUAAGCAGUCCAUUAUCGUUUAACGUAAGGCACGGGCCAUUGACGUGCUUUAUUUAUUGUAUUUAAUUAUUUAUAAUACUUGGUUGACUCUACCACUCGUCGUUUAGUAGUAACUAAAUUUCAUUUUUAAGCCACCUUCUUCCUGUGCUUUGUAGUAAUUAAUGUAUGAGAAACUGACCAAUAAUAGCUGUAGCAGGGUGGGGAUUCAGCCUGAAUCACUUUGAAUAAUCCUGUAUAAUGUUUGUAAUUACUCAUCUACAGGGUGUUGUGUGCAUGCAUAACAAAGGCUUUAAUCUUCAAUAUCCCUCGCUAUCACAUUAAUGAACUGUCUGUCUGGUUUUCAUAUUUUCUGUCAACGCACGGGGUAGUUAUUCAAAACAUUUAUUUCGACGACGAUUGGUAAGUGAUGAAGAUCUCUUUUAACUAGUUUUCCGUUAAGACGAGAUCGUGACGCACAGUAGCUUCAUAACAGCACUUAAUGUAAAAAGAGCCUUGCUUCAGCAGUUAGGGUUGAGACGCAAAUGAAUGUUUUAACCUACAAAAGCACUAUGUUUCCCAACAAACUCCACUGUCAACUAACAUUUAAUAUUAAAAAAAAGUGAUAUGAUGAAGAUGUGUGCAUGAUAACGACGUUUUUUUCCUUCUUUAUGACUUAACUUCAUGUAGGUUAAGCAACGACUACAACGAGAACGGCAAAGAGUAGCUAAGCACCAUGUUUUCUCGUGAAUCACACUUUUUUGUAGCGGAACCUCCAUAUGAUUGUUAUAGAAAGCUGAAGCCUAUCGAUACGAAAAAAAUUGGGUCUAAGGCACCCGUACAGGCUCUUGGGAGAAAAAAAGGAGUCCCAGACAUGCAGCUUUCGUUCGUCUUCGCGAAAAAUUAACCAUUUCAGAGUCAACCGUCACAUAGUCGUGUCCUUGCUCACGCUCCAGGAACAAUCUAGUCAGACUGCUCAAAUUGUUGGCUGGUGAAUUCCAAAAUAAAGAACUUAUGCAACAUCUUGAACUUUUCUUACUGACAACUGAAGCUUUGUAUAGUUUUAACGUUUUAUUUUUUCGUGUACUUCUACUGCCGUAACAAAAUGAAAUACCGCCAGCUGGUAUCAAGAUUCUUCUUCUAUUGAAAGCGUGGCCCUGGAAAUUAAAAAUAGAGUUUAGCCAUGCCUAUGCCAGUGAUGAAUGUUAAUUCCCUUUCUUGUAUUUUCGUUAUGAACUAGUUUUUAAUCCAUUAGCAAUUACUUGGCCAGAUGCAACAUGUUAAACAAAUGUUUUAAUCUUCUAUUCUGCUUUCAAUUUAUUAAACUUGUCAUUUACCUUUUAAUAACAACUGGAAAUUACACACAAGAUAAGGUCUGUUAAUUAUAAAGUAAUUAACAACUCGUAAAACGUUCAUACGUGCCUCUCUAAUCGUCUGUAAUCGUUUUGAAGCUCACAAAACAUUUUGUACCCAUUUGAUCAGCUUUGCAAUUCUUUUCUUGUUAGGGUUAACUAAUCUGAUUUGAAUGCACCUUAUAGUGGUUUCUUCAAAGAAAACAGGAAAUAGAUGGCAGAAUAUAGUAAUCCGGUUUGCUCCUUUUUCUCUAUAAGUCAACAGGAACAUCAAACUAAGUAAUAUAUGAAGAACAGCUCAACUGCAGAGUAGGUUAACAUAACAAAUGACACUAUAUACAUGCAUAUAAACAGGCGAUCCCUGUUUUAUAAACAAGAAUUUCCACACAAAGCUUCCUCAAGUAACUGAAGGUUUGGACUUUUUAUCCUUAGACUGACUGCCCACUGGUUCUUUUCUUAAGAAAUAAUUUCCCUUAGUCAUAAAUUUUAAAAAGAGUAACUUGACUUUAUGAAUAAUUCAAGUCCUAUGAACCGUCGCGUUAAGUUAUGUGGAAUUUAUUGGCACUUGUGAACGUUGGCGAUUUUCAGUUAAUUAAGGUGCUAAGACAUCUCAUUUGUUGUUUAACAAAUAGAGUGGGUUAGCACCUUAAUUAACUGACAUCAAUGCUGCCUUUCCUAUGAAUCUUAUAUCCACUUAUAUGUGCCUACUAAAAAGAAGUAUUGUUAGCACGUCGCUCAGGGGCGGAUCCAGAAAUUCAGAAAGGGGUGGUCGAGAAACGUGACAGCUAUAAUUAGAUGCUAUUUAUAUAUGUGUUACUGAUAAUUCAUUAAAAACAAUAUAAAAUUUCACAGAAAAAAGGGUGGCCGCGGUUCACUUGGCCGAACCCUAAAUCCACCCUUGAUCAGUAAAAUCUAGAACUGUAGCAGCCGUUUUAAGAGUUUAAAGUACAAGGUCAACCUGCCUUAUGGCCGGACUAAAUCAGAUGAUGAGGAGGAAGACACAAAUGGAGAAAUAUGGGAUGAUGAGACUCAAGAUCAGACAGAUGAGGUGGUUGAAUCGGAUUUAACACUGUUUCUUAUCGAAGACAUAGUAUAAGGUAUCUUAGACCCCAUCUUUGGCGAAAGAUGAGAAAAAACCUUCGCUGUAAACCUAGCCUACAAUCUUUUAACUGUAGUUGUAAUUGCCAGGCUUGCCUUUCUAGAACGCUUUUUACUUAUUGUUAUAUUAAUGAUUAAUGACAUAAGUACGUAGUUCCUAGGUUGUUAGAGUUUUACUGUAAAUUAUUAAUCUUAGCUAUAUUAUUUUUAAUUUUUAAAUAUUUAUAUCUAGUUUCUCCAGUUUGUUUCAUUAGCUAAAUACUCUCGACACGUAAAUAAAGUUCAUCAUCAUUAAGUAUAGCGCUGAGAAAGAGUGCCUAUUCUUGGAGAGGCGAUGACGCUAUUUCACAAUGGUUCAGUUAUUUGGUAUAAGCACGUUAUAAAAGAGUAAAUAUAAAAGUGUCACAAAACGUUCUCCAAAUAAUUGAAAUGUAAACACUUUCGAAAGUGUAACAGACUUGCGCUUUAUAAAUAAAGUUGCGUUUAGAACGAAUUGAGACUGCAAACACUUUUAUCUCCCAGUAGAAUAAACGCAUUUAUUUCAUAUACUCCGAAACUGGCAUUUUCCUACAGGUUUGAGUGGUCCCUCUGAAUUAUUAGAAAUUUUUGUUCAAUAAUCCUCCCUUUUGGGUUCUCAAUUACGAAUGAUCCCCCUUCUGUUCUCCUAAAAAUCCCCCACCCCAACCCCCAAAAAAAUCCUCCAAUCCCCCCCAAAAUGAUAAAUAAUGACUGGCCCCUUAGGAGGGGAGAAAGGGGACAGGAAGGCGUUCCAGACUUGUAGCUUUGUUUUGGCGAGAAAAUUAACCACUUUAGAAGCACCCAUUACAGUUACUCCUUUAAAAUCUUUAAGUUUCUUGUGUUUGACUUACGAUAAAAGCUUUCCAAAAUGCAUAAAGACUUUGCGUUGAGAUUGUUAACGCAUUUGCUCCUACUCCAGGACCAACCUAGUUUUGAAUUGGUCAAAACGUUGACAGGUGAAUUUAAGAGUAAAAACUGAUGCUAUAUCUAGAAAUGUAUUUGCUUUACAUUUUUAACCUUUCGUGUUCAUGUUUUGCCGCCACAAAAUGAAAUACAGCUGUUACCAAGAUUCGUCUUUUACUCAAAGCUACUCUGGCCAUGAAAAUUGGAUAUAAAUUUUAGCUGUUCCAGAAAUAAAUGCUUCUUUGCUUUAUUCUAUUUUCCUUAGGGAACAGAGUUUUAAUUUCACCAACAACUACUCUGCCAGGUGCAGGAUGAAAAACAAAUGUUUUAAUCUACAAUAAAGUUAUUAAACUUGUCUUUUCUCAUUAACGAACAACCAGAAAUUAAUCAACACUAGACGAGGACUAUUAAUCAUCACUGAAGUGCUGACAUAUAUAAUUUGAGCUUUGGAUGUUUUUAUUUCGAUCAGAAGCACCAGGCCUCUUUAAUCCUUUUGAAACUUAAUAAACAUUGUACGCUUUCUUGAUCAAGGUGUUUUGUUGUCAGUGGUAUCUUGCCUGAUUUGAAUUCGCCUAAUAGUAGUUUCUUCAAGGAAAAAAGGGAAUAGUAGGACGAAAUAUAGUUAUCGGGUUUGUCUCUUUUCUCUGGCAAUGGCGUCCAUAAGUUGACAGGAACAACAAAUAGUGAAGAAUAGAGCAAUUGCAGGUAAACAUAAAAACUUUUAUCUAACUGAUAAUAUAAAAUAAUGGAUACUACCUUGAAAAGCGAAAAUUAGUUAGCAUUAACGUCGCAUGACGAUUUUCACUGAUUUAAGGUGCUAACACAAAGAAGGUUACAUAAAAUGCGAGGGUUAAUAGGACGUAGUUUAUUUCAGAAAGUCAAGUUACUCAGGCUCUUCACUCUUUCUGAAAUUUAAAACCAAACAAGAGGAUAACGGCUUGAAAGUCGUCUAACGAUAAAAAGUCCAAACCCUCAGUCACUUUAGAGCAGAUCGUCUCUCAAACAGAGGCGUCAAGAUAAGAUAUGAGACGUCAGGAAAAAUGCCGCUUUUGUAGCUUAACGAGAUUCAGCUUUAUGGGUAUAACUUAAUUGUUAGUUUUUGAAAGUUUCAUCUAAGAAACCAUAUGCAAACGACAAUAGGCUGACUUUAGUACACAGAACGGUCUGGUGAUCAAAAUUUAAGUAUUUAUUGGUCUAGGAAAUCCAUCCUUAAUAUUAUUUGAAAAAUGAUCGGUACUUCUUCAUAUUUUCUCGCUGUUGUCAGCGGCCGUGUUUUUUACCUCAUUUAAGCGUAGCGACAUUGACUCAACUUUUUGAAGGAAGUCGAACGAUCCGAGCCUGCCUUGAGUCCUUUCCAAAAUUUCCGCAUAAGGCACUGUUAAUUAUAGUUUUCACGUACUUGGUUUAGUUCCCAGUGAGGAAGAACUUCAACUUUCAAAUUUAGAUGUCCGUUAGCCUGCGUAGCAAGCGUUUCUGUACUGUUUAGGAGCAAAGAAAGAGGAACAGGAGUCAAUGACAGCGCGAAAAAUGGCGCAAGUAAAAGAGCGGGAAGGGGGUGGGGAGGAACAAUUUCAUAAUUUCAUAACGAAAAGCUAGUUCAUUUGCCUACAAAGAGAAAACUGAGUUCUCUUUUGAACUUUCUCAAUAACCUGUACAAUGAAUAGAAAUCUCACGCCGUCGAGUCUAUCCAAAAUUCACCUGUUAUCUGAUAAUGAUAUAAGCUUAAGCUUAAUACUAACGCCUCUCCACCAAAGAAACUGACAAAAAUGAAAUGACUGCAAGACCACAUUCAGCCGUAAAAACUGCAAAGAAGGUACUGUAAAGUCGAACUGGGUUUUCAGAUCGUAAGAGUGCAAAAUAAAUCACGUCUGUAUCUUCCCCAAAGACGGGAGAUUGAUCGAGUCGUUUACUCAAUGCAUCCAUCUUUAAAGUGAUGACAUCACAAACCAAUUCGAUAAUAUAUUACGGAGAAAUGCAUCAUGUGAAGACUGCAUCAUACUCCUUUUGCAUUACCGUUGACACAAAUGUAACAGUGUCCACAUAAAGAAAGUGCAUGAGAUAACUCAUUUGCACAUGGCAGCCAACACUGUAAAGACCCCUAUAAAUCGCAGACUACCCUUCGGGUAACUCCGAGUUAAAAAGGUUACUUUGAAUGCUAAAAAUAAUAUGUGAAGGUCUUUUAGUAUACGCCAGAUUUACAAAAAUUUAGAGAAACGAUAUCGGGAACUUUUAAACAAGUUACCGCUCAAAACAAGUUUGCACAAUAAAUGUUUGAUUGUAGUUGGGAAAGCCGUUCUUCUUUGUGAACGCAUUUUUUUUCUUGAAACUGUUCGCAAGGUUAAAUCUAUAUUCCUUUGCUUUGUUUUAGUGCAAACCACACAAGGCCGAUGAAGUGGAGGAAAAACAUAAUGCUUUCAUGCAUCUUAAGACCGCCUCUCUUUAUGCUACUAUUUCUUCCACUAACAUCAUCUAACGAUGGCUAUAGAAAUUAUAAAGAUGGCGACGUUAUCAUUGGUGGUCUACUCGACAUCCACUAUUAUGGCACUAGUGAUCAAUGUACUGAGCUUUUUACCACAGGGCUGGGAUACGCGGAGGCUACGAUCUUCACUAUUGAGAAAAUUAACAAGAAUUCCACUAUUUUACCUAACGUGACCAUCGGCUACGACUUAAGGGACUACUGUGGGAGCAAUGCUCAGGCCAUGAAGAUGGCCUAUGACCUCAUGUUCAUAUGCAGUGGCGAUCCAGUACAUAUGUCUAACCAAAACAUUAGCAUCUCCUCCACAGGCUAUGUCAAGGAAACCAAAACCAAGACCAUCUCAGCAUUAGUUGGCCCUGCUGAUUCCGGAAGCGCAGUACUAGUAGGAAGUCUGCUUCAGGUUUUUGGCAUUCCCGCCUUCAGCCAGAGUGCAACAAGCGAUGAGUUGAGUUCACAAAUGUACAAAGACUUUUUCAGAACAGUUCCACCAGACAAAUGGCAAGCGGAGGUCAUAGCAGACAUCCUAGAGCUCUUUAACUGGACUUAUGUGGCGGCUGUCGGGUUGGAUGAUUCUUAUGGACAGAACGGGAUUUCAGCGCUGGAAAAAGAAUCCUACAACCGGAAAACAUUUUGCAUUGCUUUCUCUGAGUAUAUUCCACGGCUAGGCCAUUGGGAUAAAACAAAGCAAACUGUUCUCAAGAUUAAAAGGAGAUCUGAAGUCGCAGUGAUCAUUAUUUGGCUUUAUGGCGGUUACGGAAGGGCAUUUUUUGCAGAAGCAACUGCGCAAAAUCUUGAAGGAAAGACUUGGAUACUUAGCGACGCAUUGACCGCGGGAGAGGCAGUGUUUCUUGACCCUCACUUGACAAUUCUAAACGGCUCCUUGGGAGUAAGGCCACGUGACUAUCCCACUCCCGAAUUUGAAGAGCACCUUAAGACGAUUACCCCUGCCAAAAGCAUUGAAAGAGGCGCAGACUGGUGGGAAGAGUUCUGGAGAUUACAAUUCAAUUGUUCAGCCUUGAAAUCCAAUGACUCUGGGGUCGCACCUUGCGAAGCAAAUCUAACGUUACACCACGCAUUACACAAGAUACGCGGCUCCUUCGUUUCUUAUCUCAUUGACGCUGUAUAUGCUAUUGCACAUGCCCUAGAUAACAUUUACCGCUGUUCUCUUACUAUACAUAGUGCUGGUAAAAGAGGAAAGUGUCCUCCAGUCAAGCCAACUGUCAAGGGACGUGAUCUGGAGAAAUAUCUCAGAAACAUUAGUUUUGACGGCUUGACUGGUAAGGUGCGAUUUGACAAGUUUGGUGAUCCUCUAGGAGCUUCCUACGCCAUCAUAAACUUCCAGCUUGACUCAACCACAGACGGAGCACGCAAAAAUAUUCUGGUUGGAGCUUGGGACAAAGAAAACACGCCCAAACUCAAAGUAGAUUUGUCCAGACUACGAUGGAGAACUCCCUUUACCCCGUUAUCCUCUUGUUCAUCAGAAUGUUUACCUGGUACCAGAAGGGAAAUCACCUCGCCAUGUUGCUGGGAGUGUAUUAAAUGCCCAAUGGGAACUGUCAGUACCAAAGUCGGAUCCACUAGCUGCACUAAGUGUGACCCAGAGACAAAGUCAAACGAAGGGCGCAGUAAGUGUGAAAAGUUACCAAUCAUCAACAUCACGCAUUCAAAUGUCUCGGGAAUUACCAUAACAGUGGUGGCUUCCAUGGGUUAUAUUUUCAUUUUGUUAGUUGGAGGCACCUACAUCAAGUUUUUCAACACCCCAGUCGUAAAGGCCUCUAACAGAGAGAUCUCUUUUCUGUUGCUAUUUGGUAUCUCAGCUCUCUUUAUUUUAGCCGUCCUUGAACUUUCUGAGCCCAGCCAUUCACUUUGCAACGCAACAUUUUUCUGGCGCUAUUUUGGUCUCAAUCUUUGUAUCACAGUGCUCUUUUUGAAAACUAUGCGAAUAGCAAGCGUUUUUGAGGUCGAUAAAGUGGCGCAGUUGUUUACACCGUGUUACAAAACCCUAACAAGGCAGGGUAUUUUUCUCUCAGGUAUGAAUUUAGGUUUCAUUUGUUUAUUGGCCCUGUGGAUCUUUCUUGACCCCCCAAGGCGUAAUAAAGUCAUCCGUGUAGAUGAGUACAUCUUUCUUGCGUGCAAACCAUUUGACACCAAUCUCGGCCUUGCACUGUUCAUCGCAGUCUGUGCUUACAUGCUCAUUGUGGCUUUCCUGUGUACGUAUUACGCUUUCAAAGCAAGAAGAAUUCCCGAGAACUUCAACGAGACAAAAUACAUAGGAUUCUCUAUGUACAUUCUACUGUUGUCAUCGCUGACAUAUUACCCUGUGCUGUUUGCUUUUGAGAGCUGGUACGUGACAAUUGUAUCUUGUACUACGACUUUAGUAACUUCGUUUGGUAUGUUGGGAUGCAUGUUCGGGCCCAGAAUCUACAUUCUCUUUUUCCAAUCCCAGCAAAACACCAUCGAAAAUGUCAGGUCGCAGGUGAUGAAUUUCUCCUUUAGUAAUGUCACGGCAACCAGAGUUUUGCCG
Molecule: messenger RNA, 15217 nt
Organism: Porites lobata
Lineage: Eukaryota; Metazoa; Cnidaria; Anthozoa; Scleractinia; Poritidae
Source: the annotation of a GenBank genome assembly